This is a messenger RNA of Thunnus maccoyii (southern bluefin tuna), 5131 nucleotides long. RefSeq names its product suppressor of cancer cell invasion (gene scai). Gene Ontology annotation, cellular component: nucleus. The transcript is spliced from 17 exons. Gene Ontology annotation, biological process: DNA-templated transcription. The record is from RefSeq and is a predicted model, not a curated record. Lineage: Eukaryota; Metazoa; Chordata; Actinopteri; Scombriformes; Scombridae. The coding region runs from base 345 to 2042 and encodes 565 amino acids. Gene Ontology annotation, molecular function: transcription corepressor activity.
AGUAGCUAGCCAGUUGUAGUGGAACGGAGCCAGCAGCUGUCCUCACCUCCUCACCUCCUAACCCUGCCUCCCACUGCCUCCCGCUGCCUCCCAAGCCUCUGUGCCUGCUACGGGACAACAGCCUUUCAUACGGAGUAACAUUAGGCUUCAGCAGGUUGCUGGAGGACAGGCUCAGCAGACAACGGUCCGGGUGUCAGUCACGCAGUGAGAUGCCAAGAAAGGCGCCGCUUCACCGACACAGCUCGUCGUGGCUUUUGCACUGAUUUGUGAGAAGCAUCUCUGUGGUUCUCUGUCCUGUUCACCAUCAACGUUAUCCGGCUGGCGAGGUGUGAAAAGUCACUGUCAUGACUGGAGCUGAGACUGAGGAUGAUAUUCCAUUAGGCGAAAGGAAGACUGUCACAGAUUUCUGCUAUCUCCUGGACAAGUCCAAACAACUCUUCAAUGGGCUAAGAGACCUUCCUCAGUAUGGACACAAACAGUGGCAGUCCUACUUUGGACGGACAUUCGAUGUCUACACUAAGCUGUGGAAAUUUCAGCAGCAGCACAGGCAGGUUCUGGACAGUCGCUACGGGCUGAAGAGAUGGCAGAUUGGGGAAGUAGCAUCCAAAAUUGGACAGCUUUACUACCACUACUACCUUCGUACCUCAGAAACAAGUUACCUGAAUGAGGCCUUUUCAUUCUACUCAGCCAUCCGUCAGCGAUCCUACUACUUUCAGGUCAACAAAGAGGACAGGCCAGAAUUAGUAGUGAAGAAGCUUCGAUAUUAUGCUCGCUACAUAGUCGUCUGUUUACUGCUCAACAAGAUGGACCUAGUCAAAGUUUUGGUGAAGGAGUUAUCUGAGGAAAUCGAAGAUUACACCCAGCGAUUCAACACAGAGGACCAAUUGGAAUGGAACCUAGUGCUACAGGAAGUUGCAGCUUUUGUAGAGGCAGACCCAGUGGUCGUACUGAAUGACAACAAUUCUGUCGUCGUCACCAGCAACCGGCUGCAGGAGGGAAGUGUGCCUCCCCUGGAACAAGGCAUGGUGGUUGGGCAGCUCGUCCUUGCAGAUGCACUAAUCAUCGGCAACUGUAACAACCAGGUGAAGUUCAGCGAGUUAACCAUCGACAUGUUCCGCAUGCUUCAAGCUCUGGAGAGGGAACCCGUCAACCUGGCCACACAGACUUCUAAACAAGGAACGCUGGAGCCCAAUGAGAAGCCAGCUAAAAGAGAAAACCCUCACAAGUAUCUGCUCUACAAGCCAACAUUCAGCCAGCUUUUUACUUUCUUGUCUGCCUCUUUUAAGGAAUUGCCUGCAAACAGCGUUCUGCUCGUCUACCUGUCAGCUACUGGAGUCUUCCCUGCUGGACAUUCAGAUUAUGAAGGACCGUAUGAUUUUGGAGGAGUUCUCACGAAUACGAAUCGAGACGUGGUGAAUGGAGAGACGGUGCAGAAGAGGAAUCAGGCCCAGAAAGAAAUGCACUGCCUUCAUCCUGGAGACUUGUUCCCUUUCACCCGGAAGCCACUAUUUGUCAUUGUGGAUUCUUCAAACAGCACAGCCUACAAGAAUUUCACAAAUCUGUUUGGCCAGCCUCUGGUGUGCCUACUAUCACCUACUGUAUAUCCCAAGAGUGUACAAGAUCAGUCUCAGCGUGGGAGUCUCUUCACUCUGUUCCUCUACAGCCCACUCUUGGCUUUCUCCUCUGUGUGCGGCUUAAACAACGUGCGGCGAGGACUGUGGGAGAGGGCUCAAGAAUUCCUUUGCAAAGUCUACCAUGACAUCGGCCAGAUGAUAACUCGAUCACGGACCAUAGAUCAAGCCUUUUUGCAAUUCUUCGGUGACGAGUUCCUUCGGCUGCUGCUGAUCCGUUUCGUUUUCUGCUCAGCCGCACUGAGACUGCAUAAACUCUUCCGGGAGGCGCGGAGCUUCCCAGAGUCGUACCCUGAGCUCCCCAAACAGGACACAGUGGAGAGCAGCGUUUUACAGAAGCAUAUAUUGGAGCUGGCCACCAUGCUGGACGUGCAGAGCCUAUUUUGGGAUGAUUCACUGGAGGCCUACUAACAUCUCCGCACAGGGCGAAAAUGGCAAAACGUGUACAUACAGACACAUAGGACUCAACUGCCACAGCCCUUGCAGUUGCUUUUCUUUUUUUUUUUUCUUUUUUUUCUUUUUCUUUUUUACAGGUAAUCCAAUAACUGAUUCACACAUAAAAAUUCAUGUCCUGCAUUUAACUGUUACUUGUGCAAAAUGUAGUGCAACAUCAAAAUGUUCACAUAGGUAAGUCAGAGUUUAAUAUAGUGUAAAUUCCCCCAUUUUUGAGUCUCAGCGGCUUGCAUCGUGAGUAUAACCAUCAUAUAAGACAUAACCAACCAAUAAGAGGCUAUGAAUAACUCUUUGACUCACCAUUCCCCAUUCAAACGCAAAAGUUUAAAACUGCAGCCAGUAACUUCACUCCUCGUGUCAGAUAAUUGUGAAGUUGGUUGUCUUGGUGGUGUUUUUUUUUUAAAGUAAUAUUUACCAUUGUUUAUUAGAAUGAAGGUUGUGUAAGCCUCAAGGAUAGAGAAUAUGAACCUGGGCUUCUUCCAGGUGUGACUUUAUCUAUCUGCAUGAAGGCAAAGCGUGGUGGGUGGUCCUGAACUAAUCCCUUCACUGCAUCAGUAAAUGUUAAAAACAGUUACAAUGUUGGAAUUUGAAAGAUUUCACCAAAAAUAUAAUUACUGGUCUGGAUUUUUGUAUUUGCCCAACAGCUGAACUUGUAGCAGGCAGAGGUGCAUGAGGUUUGUUCUGCGAGUUCUGUUGCUUGCUGUAGGCCAUAAUUAGUUGUAAAAAUAUCACACUCCUUCAUGUCAUCAACCAGCAAUCCACUUAACACCUUUAAUCAUACAUCAUUCAAAAAAGCCAUGUGUGUUUUGAAAGUGGUAUUUAUCCCUUUUUGAUAUCACUGUGCUGUAUUUGCAUGCAAAAAGGCAAAGAAAUGUAUCUGUUUAGUUUUUAUCCACAAAGUAUGGCCUCCACCUUCAAGGGUACAAAAGAAAUCCUUCUAUAAAAGGGUUGCAGGUUUUAAAGUGGCAUGCCAUAGGGAGGUAAAUGGAGCCAGUGCAUGUGUUGAAUUACUCAAAAGCUUGCAUGGGCCUGUGCAUUUGUAGUUGAGUCACCAAAUGAAGACAAUCUAGGUUGAGAUUAGAGGAGAUGACUUAAAGAAAAGGUAUGCACACCAUUUUUUUUUUCACUAACAUGCACCAUUCAGCAUAUUACAUGACUAUCCAAAUCACCUGUGUAACCUUACGAUGUCAGGAUUAUCAUGUGACCUGCCAGUUGAGUAGCUUGAAUGGAAAACCAUUGGCAGCGUUACUUAUCUUCCUGCAGUCAUGUUACUUUCCAAACAUGUCUGUUACAUUGAUUUGACUCUUCUGCCAUUCACCUUCAAGAAUACAGAUUUGUCAGUCAGCGGAACCACAAAACACAAAAAGAGAGGAAGCCUGAGUGGAGACGAGUAGGGAUGAGCAAGUAGCAACCACCAUGGCUAACUUUAACUGUGGAAAAUUGCAACUGUGACCUUUGUGGAUUUUUAUUUGCUUUGUGUCUUGAGAUAGAACUUGAAGACUUUUUUUUUUUUUUUACUUUUUUACUUUCACACGUACUGACCCAAACACUGGAGGCUUGACAGAGUGCCUUUCAUUGGUGCACUCCAAAAACCCGACCAGCACAGUGCCAGUUUGAUUAUCAGCCAGUAGAGAUUCAGUGCUGCCUGCACUCCAUUUAAGUGUUCCUACAUAACAAGCAGCUCUCCCACACAGCCAAAUGGAGCUCAGUCAUUGUGAAUUGAAACUCAGAAUAACCUUCUAGCACGACCGCCAAGACUGAGGUGUGGCCCAGAAACAUAAUGUUGGGAAGCUGGGAAAGGUUAAAAUACGAGACAACCAGUCUCGCUUGUGAAACAGAAGCACAUGGUUGUUUUGUACUACUCAGUUGUAAUGGGAGUAUACUGGCAGCUUAACGCUUGAGUGGUCUGAGACUUCUUGUAGCCAUCAUCUUGUGGUUGUUAGAGGAGCUGCAGCUGUAUGCUCUUCAUCAUGCGGUCAUGGUGGUUGCUAAUGCAAGCAAGAACACUUGAGAUACUUAGAAAAUGAUCGUAGUGUGUAGGUAGUUUAGAUUUUCUGAUUCAAAGUGGAUCACAGAAAGCAUCAUAUUGUCUAAACCGACUACCUGAGUAACUGUUCUUGUGACUGAGGUAUAGCGGUCAAAGACACAUCCCAUGAUGCCUUGGGCUCUAUAUGGCCCAGUACCCUAAUCAUCUUUUUUCCUUCUUUCUCUCUCAGUGGAUUCUGUCUCCACUUUCAGUUCUCAAAUAGCAACACAUUACAGAGCAUUUGAGCCUAACUUUCAGAUAGCAUGAGCGCUAUCCUAGCUAGCACUUGCAGAGACAUGGUCUAAGUACUUUUUCAUUUGCUUCAUAUAUUGUUUUUUGUCUUUUACGUGGUGUGUUAUUGUCUGCUGAGUUUCUCUGUAUGCAUGUAGGCAGCAUCCAAACAUUGUGGCAUCUCACUCCUGCUCACCUGAUCGCAAGUCUGUUUGAGUCUUGUUCUGCAAUAGAAAGUAGCAUUUCAGAAGACUUCAGUAGUCUGCUGUCACCCUGGUGCCAAAAUUAAAUUCCCCGCGCAAUCUCACAGGAUACAUAUUCAUCUCCACACUCAUCACGGCUGAUAGUGGAAUCGUUAUCAAAUUGCUGAUUUGCUGAAAAGUAGAUUUCUAAAGAUUUUGAUACUCAAAUACUUUUGUCCAAAAUAAGGUAUCUCCAGAACUGCUGACCAAACAUUGCUGUCCAUGGUUCCCAAACAAUGAACACUAAAACUCCCUUGACCAAAAUAUUAGCUUGUCACACGUCUCACAAUCUAACAAGCACAUUGCCAUGACAUUGACUCUAGCUCAAACAAUAAGGCGAGCAUUAUUCUGUAUUUGGCUUUUUUUUGUUGUUGUUGUUUGUUGUUUUUUUCUUAAAUCCAAUGAAAGACCAAUGCAUUAGUCCAUAUCUCUUCCUCCCUGGUUUGUCUCUACCCUGCCGGUCUGACAAGCCAAGGAGGAAAUAGUGCAUUUGUUGGGGACUAUUUUCAGCGGUGGAUUAAUCCACAUUUGGUGCUCUAGUGAGUAUU